Passer montanus (Eurasian tree sparrow) is the source of this 2204-nucleotide messenger RNA. It is a transcript of the gene ST6GALNAC2, whose product is annotated as ST6 N-acetylgalactosaminide alpha-2,6-sialyltransferase 2. The record is from RefSeq and is a predicted model, not a curated record. The coding region runs from base 352 to 1563 and encodes 403 amino acids. The transcript is spliced from 10 exons. NCBI's taxonomy places the organism in Eukaryota, Metazoa, Chordata, Aves, Passeriformes, Passeridae. Gene Ontology annotation, molecular function: sialyltransferase activity.
AAUAAAGAAAAAAGAAAAAUUAAGGAAAAAAAAAAAAAGGAGAGAGAAAAUUAGGGUUCCUUUCUGGUCUGGGUAAAUGUUUAAUCCCCAGCUCGGAGAAAAUGCAGCUCAAAAGUGCUUUUUUUCUCAGCAAGUCUGAACCAGUCAGCCUGGUGCCUCCUCCCUCCGGUUCACACCCUCCCUCCCACCGCUCCGGAGGAAUAUCCCAGCCUGCUCCCAAGCGCGCCUGGGCACCGGGGGCAGGACGGAGCCAGCUCCCACCGGGCUGGGAGAGCCGAGGGACCGGGAACUUUGUGUGCCCGGGGCUGGCUGCCACCCUCCCGCGAGGCUCCGGGGGCUGCAUCGGCCGGGAUGGGGUCCCCGCACUGGAAAAGGCUUUGCCUUCUGCUCCUGGCAGGUUUAACAUCCUCCCUGCUGCUCUACAGUCACUACCACGCCACGGUGGAGGUGCCCACCAGCCCGAGGAUCAUAGCCAGCUUGCUGCAGCCGGGGCCGCUGGUCCUGGCUCCCUCAGGGACACCACAGGGAGCCAGCAGCCACAGGUGGGCUCUUGGAGGCAGCUUGGAGAGUGGGAAUUCCUUCAAGCCCUCUGCUGAGCUGGAGGAGCCGGAGCCCAGCAGAAAGCAGCCCAGCCCCUGCCUCCACUCUGUAAUGGCCAGAGCAAAUGCAGACCCCAAGUUUCGGGACAUCUUCCGCUUCAACACCCCGGUGCUGAUGUGGGACCAGCACUUCACCCUGGAGACCUGGGACAGGCUGAAGACUCGACAUGUCCCCUAUGGCUGGCAAGGCUUGUCCCUCGCAGUGGUGGGCAGCACCCUGCAGCUCCUCAACGCCUCGGCCAACCGGCACCUCUUCGACAGGGCCGCCUUCUCCGGGGGCUGCGUGCGCUGUGCCGUGGUGGGCAACGGUGGCAUCCUCAACGGCUCGCGGCAGGGCCAGGCCAUCGACAGCCACCACCUGGUCUUCAGGCUCAACGGUGCCGUGAUCAAGGGCUUCGAGGAGGAUGUUGGCACCAAGGUCUCCUUCUACGGCUUCACGGUGAACACCAUGAAGAACUCGCUCGUCUCCUAUGAGGAGUAUGGCUUCACCCAGAUCCCCCAGGGCAAGGACCUGAGGUACAUCUUCAUCCCCUCGGAUCUCCGUGACUACGUCAUGCUGAAAUCAGCCAUCCAGGGCAGCCCCGUGCCCGAGGGCUCGGACAAGGGCGACGACCCACAGAAGUAUUUUGGACCGGAGGCAUCUGCGGAGAAGUUCAAGCUGCUGCAUCCUGAUUUCCUGCAGUACCUGACAGCGAGGUUCCUGCGGUCAGAGCUCCUCAACACCCAGUACAGCUCCCUGUACAUGCCCAGCACCGGCGCCCUCAUGCUCCUCACCGCGCUCCACACCUGCGACCAGGUGAGUGCCUACGGGUUCAUCACGGACAACUACGAGCAGUUCUCAGACCACUACUACGAGGUGGAGAAGAAGCCUCUGGUGUUUUAUGCCAACCACGACAUGAUGCUGGAGGCGGCGCUGUGGAGGAGCCUGCACCGCGCAGGGAUCAUCACCCUCUACCAGCGCUGAGGCCGGAGCUGCCCCACAGGGGCAAGUCCAAGGACUCUUGUGGCUCUUCUCCUUCCUCCUGAGGGUCACCUUCUCCCUCCUGAGGCCUCUUCCCAGCUGGCCCACGGAGCAGGCUUGCUGCACCACAGCCGGCAGUGAUGUGAGGAUAAGAGGGCAGCUGGUGCUGCUGGAGGAAUGUUGCAUCUCCUCAGGGAUCAGUGUGGUUGAACAUGGCCUUUGGGGCAGCCAGAAGCACCACAGCUGUGGCUGUGCCCUGCCAGCCCCGUGAAUGUGGGUUUGGGGCAGCAGUGGCCCCUGUGGAGCACAGGAGGGGCAGGGUGAUGCUGGAAGAGGAUGCUGGAAAAUGCCCUUCACCUUAAAAUGGUCACCACCAUGGUGGGACCACAGCAGGCAGGAUAAACCCUUGCACUGGAGCUCAGGUGACAAGAGGUGACAUGUCUGGAGAACACCUCUCUCCAGAAAGUCCCAGCUGUGUGUGGAUGUGUGCCACGUUCCAGAAGGAUCUGUUUGCCUCCCUGGUCAGUGGCACAGAGAGUAGGACAGACACACUGGGCCCUGUCACUGUCCCCUUCCUGAGGUCUGGUGUUUUCUGACAAGGAAGGGGCUCAAAAGCCACCAGCUACAAGGAGGGUCACAGCAGC